AAAAACAAAAUUAUGUUAAAAAAUGUUGUCUGUAUUUGAAUUUCAAAAGUUGGAAAAGUGUAAAAAGAAACCGACAUUCAAAAUACAUUCACUCACUACUUCUAUAUCUAUCUCUAAAAUAAAACCCUAACACACUGAAAGACCACAAAAUUAAACAAAUUCAGGAAUCAUACCGUCGAAGCUAACCCCUGGAGAGUACAACCGAGCAUAGCAUGAGUACCCGAGAUAGAAGGGCACAGCCAGUUAGGCGUACAAGGUCCCAUUCAAGAAGAAAUGUUGUGCUAACAGUGGAUCUAAAUGUUGCACCGGCAGGUGAGAACGGAGAUCAGGAAGGAACUUUUAUUCAUGUUGUGUCUGGGGAUACGACACAUGGACAAAGAGGUACCUCUUCGACACCUGCAGCAAUUGAUGUUGAGGCACUUGAUGAUGAUGUGAUUAUAUCAUCCCCUAGGGCGUUUGAAGCAGCUAAGAACAACUCCAGAAGGAAUCAAGGACGGGUUAUUGUGCUUGAUGUGGAUUCUGAGGACCGUACGUCUAGGGGUAACAGUCGCGACAAGCGUAGAAGAGUCUCUACAAAUCAAGCAACAAGUGGUGAUAUUCACAUAGACCUAGAAGGACAUAGCUGUCCAAAGAAAGUUGAUCUAAAAAGUGCAAUACCAGCACCACCAAAAGAGCCUACAUUCAGCUGUCCAGUGUGCAUGGGUCCAUUGGUUGAUGAGAGGUCGACUAAAUGUGGUCACAUUUUCUGCAAGGCGUGCAUUAAAGCAUCCAUUGCUGCCCAGGGUAAAUGUCCUACGUGUAGGAGGAAAAUCGCUAUGAAGGAUACCAUAAGAGUAUAUCUUCCCGCCACAACUUAAGUCAAAGGAUUUGGCCAUCAUUUACAUGACCUGUGGAGGAGAAAGUGUGUGACUGUGAGAGUGAAAGGGAAGUAUGAAUGGAGAUACUUUUAUUCAGUUAAGUUUUAGGUCACAAUCAACUAUGUACUAUUCCAGUCUGUGCUUAAAAGAUGGUGUAAUUAGUAAAUGGAAUUAAGCUAUAUGCACUGAUUCUUUUUAAAAAAAACAUCAUUAGUGUAAUAUACCUCAAUGAAAGUCUAUGAACUUUUGUUUGUGGCA
Messenger RNA from Lycium ferocissimum, 1115 nucleotides. RefSeq lists its product as uncharacterized. Lineage: Eukaryota; Viridiplantae; Streptophyta; Magnoliopsida; Solanales; Solanaceae. Bases 213 to 857 code for a protein of 214 amino acids. The transcript has 6 exons. The record is from RefSeq and is a predicted model, not a curated record.